Ichthyophthirius multifiliis is the source of this 1799-nucleotide messenger RNA. Its product is annotated as ubiquitin-activating enzyme e1, putative. Gene Ontology annotation, biological process: protein sumoylation. Gene Ontology annotation, molecular function: SUMO activating enzyme activity. The transcript has 2 exons. Gene Ontology annotation, cellular component: SUMO activating enzyme complex; cytoplasm. The record is from RefSeq and is a predicted model, not a curated record. NCBI's taxonomy places the organism in Eukaryota, Ciliophora, Oligohymenophorea, Hymenostomatida.
AUAUGUAAAUACACACCUAAUCCUAAAGAGUAACCAAAUUAUUAUUCGGUGAACAAUUUCUCGAAAAAUUCAAUUAAACAAGUCUUUUAUUAAUUGGGGUAGGAGGAAUCGGAUGUGAAGUCUUAAAAAAUCUAUCCUAAUUUAAAUUUAAAGAGAUCCAUAUAUUAGAUUUAGAUACAAUAGAAGUAUCAAACCUUAACCGUUAAUUUUUAUUUAGGAAAUCUCACCGAGGUCAUUACAAAUCAGAAGUAGCAAAACAAGUACUAGAAUAUCAAAAGCCCUUUAUGAACUUAAAAUCCCAUACCAAAAACAUCAAAGAUGAAUAAUAUGGUUUAAAAUUCUUCUCUUAAUUCAACUUAGUAAUAAUGGCUUUAGACAAUCAAGAAACCCGUUCUUUUGUCAACAAAUAAUGCAUGAUUUUAGACAUUCCUUUAUUAGAAGCUGGUACUACAGGUUAUAAAGGUCAAGCUUAUAUAUUUAAGAGAGGACAAAGUAGAUGUUAUGACUGUUUUCCAAAAACUGAAAAUAAAUAAAGUUAUCCAGCAUGUACAAUAAGGACUUUACCUGAAAAGCCUGUGCAUUGCAUUAUUUGGGCUAAAUAUUUAUUUAAUGUAAUUUUUAAUGAAAAGAUAGAAGAAAAUGAUGAAUCUAAUUUACUUUUGGAUAUUUAAAAAAGAUUAGAAGAUAAUAAAGAAGAUGAAAAUGAUAAAGAAAAUGGAGAAAAACUUUUCGAAUAGAUUUUUUUGAAUGAUGUUUUGAAAUAAAAAGAAGAAAAAAAAGAUUUAUAGUUUUUAUAAAGUAUCUAAAAUGAGGAAAUUUAUGCAAGUAUUUUUAUCGCUUCUUUCGAUAUUUUAAUGAAGUAAAAAAGGAAAAAUUCAUGUGUUAUUUUCGAAAAAGAUGACGAUAUUUGUAUCAAAUUCAUUACUGCGGCUACUAAUUUGAGAUGUAUAGUAUUUAAUUUGCCUUUGUAAACUUAAUUUUAAGUCAAGGAAAUUGCAGGAAAUAUAGUCCCAGCAAUUGCUAGUACUAAUUCAAUUGUAAGUGCGAUUUAAAUUAGUGAGGCUAUUAAAUAUUUUUAAAGGAAAUUUUUUUAAAAUGAUUAUUAGGAUAUUUAAAAUAGAGAACUCUAUAUCUAAAAUGAAUCCGAUAUGAAGAUUUUAGAUACUAAAUAAGGAAAAAGCAAUGAAAAUUGUCUAUCUUGUAAUGUUAAUUUAAUACCAGAUAUUGUAUAUUGUGAUUUUAAUAAAACUAAUUUAGGAUAAUUUUUAGAUAGGCUUUUUAAUGAAAAUGGAGAGUUGUAAAAUUUUAGUAUAAAUUUUUGCCAGUUUAUAAUUUACGAAAACACGGAUUUUUAAGAAGAGGAAGAAAUCGAAAACAGAAAAAUUUAAAAGGUAAAACCCCUUUUUUAAAUUUUCAAAAACUUCGCGGACGCGAGAAUUUCAAUUAUGAAUGAAGAUGAUAAUUAAAUAUUUUGUAUUUGCCUUUUAGUACAUAUAGAAAAUAGUUAAGAAAUUACAUUUAAAAAAUAAAAUAGAAAUAUGGAUUCUUUGAAAAUAAAUUGGAAAAAUAUAGUUCAAAAAACAUAAGAAGAAAAAUAAAAAGAACCAGAAAAAGUAUUAUUUAAAAAUAAUGAAAAUAAUGGACUACUUGAAAUUUUGGAAUCAGAAUCAGCUAGUGAUUAAGAUCUUAUUUUUUGCGAUAAUAAUAAUGAAAAUAUUGAAAAUAAAAGAAAAGAAAAUUAAAAUAAGAAUGAGGAUGAUGAGGUAGAAGAAAAAUUGUAAAAAAAAGUUAAAAUAUGA